Bombus impatiens (common eastern bumble bee) is the source of this 1493-nucleotide messenger RNA. RefSeq lists its product as uncharacterized. NCBI's taxonomy places the organism in Eukaryota, Metazoa, Arthropoda, Insecta, Hymenoptera, Apidae. The record is from RefSeq and is a predicted model, not a curated record. Bases 398 to 646 code for a protein of 82 amino acids. The transcript has 3 exons.
AUUGUCAAUUGUAUAAUCGACUUUCGACGAAUUCCAAAUAACAGUAGUGCGUAAAAAUUCAAUUCGUCGCAAUCUUAGCAGGUGUGCGUAUGUAAAAUGUACGACUUUCACUUCAUACAAAGAAAAGGCGAAGUGGGGACGGAAUGAAGCACAGUAACGGACUUCGGAAUAAGGCAAACUAAAAGUAGAAUCAGAAAAACGGAAACAGACCGAUCGUACGGGCCGUAGUAUCUAUCGUCUUCCUCUCGUUCUUUCUCAAUUAAAAUAAUCUACAUUAUUUGUAUUUCGAUGAAAAACGAUACAUCGGAAUAAAGACACUCGCAUAUCUAGUGUUACACUUUGUGACGAAUUUGCUUUUCGUUCUGCAAAUUGAAAGUAUUACUCUGCGGUCACCGAAAUGGCAAGACACGCUCCCUGGACGACCAUGAUCUUUGCGACAAUAAUCGUUGCCUGUUUACUUGGAUUAAUCGUUGAAACCGCGGCGACGAUAGCUCAACCAAAGGCACCUAAUUUCCAGUAUUUUGAACGGCCUAAAUAUCGCUACCCAUACUAUGAUGAAAAUGGCAGGGGAAAAUUACUCUAUGGUUAUGGAGGACCAGAUCUGUAUCAAUACAAAACUUUCAGCGCCCUUGAGGGAAUUCAUUAAGAUAAAGAAUAUUAAAUUACGCUAUUAAGACAUCUAGUUAAUAAUCAUUCUAUGAGUUGUGAUUAUUAUCAUAUAGGGUGAUCGUUUGUGAAAUGACAUAUAGUACAUACACGAUUUUGCUUCGGAUUACAAGAAAACGAUUAUAUAUAUUCCAUGUUGCACAAUAAUAACAUACAAUAUGUAACUUUCAAUACUUUGCAUUAUAUCCUUACAUCUUUUCUUGUUAUCAGAAACACAUCGAGUCACGCUAUGGAAUUAAGGAACAUUACAAGAUCAUUUAUUCUCCCAAUCAUAACCAAUUGUAUUUUUAAAUGCAAUCAAUCGAUAUGCUUAAUUAUGUUGUAAACAUGUAAACAUUAUGUUUCUUCGCCGCGGGUUAUGAAUCUUUUUGUUCGACAAUACGAGUUCGCGAAAGUAGAAACGAGUCUAUGUAUUUAUCUCAAAAGACAAAUUACUUCGUUAGUCAGAUGAAUGAAAAAAUGUGUUAGACAUUAGAAUAUUAUGAUAAAUCGAUGCAGAAAUUACUACAAAUACAAUUACGAGUAAUACCAUUAAAAUUGAUAGUCUAUGAAAAAUUUGUGGAAUGUGCAUAGCAUUUCUAGAGCCUAUGAAGUGUCCAAUAUAAUCACCGUGAAGACGAAAAACGGUUAGAUUCUAGCGCCUAGAAAUCGGGUAUCGUACAUCAGAAAGACAGAAAAAUUUGCAAAGGUUAAAAAACGCAGUCAUUUUAAAUCUUAGUUAAACGCGUUUAGUUAGACGCAGAAAAUGUUCGUUCCGUGACAAGUGCACAUACAAGUUUACAAAUGUGCAAGCAUAGUCGAGUGUAUAGCGAGAUAUUAUUGAUAAA